UAAUAUAAUUAUUAUAUAUUUAAGAGAGCAAUGCAUCAGCAUGUAGUCUAGCAAGUUGUCUGUUAUUACAUUACUGUGUUUCUUAUACUAGUAAAGUGUGCAACUGAUGUGGAACAAAAAUUACAAAUUAUCCGUGAAUAAUAAAUAUGUGAUGUAUGGUAGACUUCUAUAUUCUGCCCUGAAAAUAUUUAAGAAGUUAUAACCUUAAACUGGACUGCGGACCUUGCGUAGAAAAUGCCGUAUACUGCUGCACGGGAGAGUUGUGGUUCAUGUUUCAAAUAUUUGUCGACAGUUUAGGAGGAAGGAGGGAAAAAGACGUUUUGGGAUCUUGUGAACAGCUGUAUCGAUAUAAGACCGGCCGGUUGCAUGAUACUCGAACCUGAUUGGUGCACCACUUCUUCAUUUUAAACUCGCCUGCAGGUCUAUCAUGGACCGUCCAUGUUCCGACGAAUCGCAAUGUGCGAUCGUUGCGCCUUUCUUGGUGUUUUGUUAAUCUAUGCUCUACGCGAUAAGAAAAAAAAUUAAACUUAUCCGCUAGCGGGAGUAGCGGGUGCUGUGUGUCUGGUCUGUUUUCAGGGAAACGUAAACAAACGGACGCGAGGAGAAGAGGUUCGUGAGAGCUUGUGAACGCCUGUGGAUGAAUUAUCUCCGUUGCCAGGUGCGCUAGUGGAAGUUCUUAAGCAGCGAGAUAGCCCCAAAAUUAGCUUUCAAAAUGGCAUUACGCACCUACGGAGACAAGCCUAUAAGCUUCCAAGUGGAGGAAAAUGGCGAGUACUACUGUAUUGGGUCAGAAGUCGGCAACUACCUGCGCCUCUUCCGCGGAUCCCUGUACAAGAGAUACCCCGGCAUGUUCAGGAGAUCCAUAACCAAUGACGAACGUAAGAAAUUAGUGGAACUUGGGCUGAGCCAGCAUGUUCUCGCGUCUAGCGUUUCGCUAUUGAGAGCCAGCGAGGUGGAGGAUAUCAUCGAGGGCAACGACGACAAGUAUAAGGCUGUGUCCGUGCACUCGACCGAACCGCCGGCGCCUAGAGAGGGCAAAUCCAAGAAGUCGAUGGCGUGGGUGCCCAGCCUGCCGAACAGCUCACACCUGGAUGCAGUUCCUCAAGCUACACCAAUAAAUCGCAACAGAGUGCACAAUAAAAAAGUUAGGACAUUUCCGCUAUGUUUCGACGAUACGGAUCCAUCGUCAAACUUGGAGAACGCGGCGCAACAGGAAAUGCUGGUCCCAAUACGUUUAGAUAUGGAAAUCGAAGGCCAGAAAUUACGGGACACUUUUACUUGGAAUAAAAAUGAAAGUCUCAUAACACCCGAACAAUUUGCCGAAGUGCUAUGCGACGAUUUAGACUUAAAUCCAUUGACCUUUGUUCCUGCAAUCGCGCAGGCGAUAAGACAGCAAAUAGAAGCAUUCCCUCAGGAGACGAUUUUGGAAGAUCAGUGCGAUCAGAGAGUAAUAAUUAAAUUAAAUAUACACGUGGGAAAUACCUCGCUAGUAGACCAGGUAGAAUGGGACAUGUCGGAAAAGGAGAAUAAUCCAGAGAAGUUUGCGAUGAAGCUUUGCGCGGAGCUCGGUCUCGGCGGAGAAUUUGUCACCGCUAUCGCUUACAGUGUACGCGGCCAAUUAUCAUGGCAUCAAAGAACGUACGCAUUUUCUGAAGCACCUCUACCUACCGUAGAAGUUCCCUUUAGACCUCCAUCAGAGGCCGAUCAGUGGGCACCGUUUUUAGAAACUUUAACGGACGCAGAAAUGGAAAAGAAGAUACGCGAUCAAGAUCGAAAUACUCGACGUAUGCGACGUCUAGCAAAUACGACGCCUGGCUGGUAAAAAAAGCACAUCUA
Wasmannia auropunctata (little fire ant) is the source of this 1836-nucleotide messenger RNA. It is a transcript of the gene Snr1, whose product is annotated as SWI/SNF-related matrix-associated actin-dependent regulator of chromatin subfamily B member 1. Gene Ontology annotation, biological process: regulation of transcription by RNA polymerase II; chromatin remodeling. Bases 713 to 1822 code for a protein of 369 amino acids. The record is from RefSeq and is a predicted model, not a curated record. Lineage: Eukaryota; Metazoa; Arthropoda; Insecta; Hymenoptera; Formicidae. Gene Ontology annotation, molecular function: transcription coregulator activity. Gene Ontology annotation, cellular component: nucleus; nuclear chromosome. The transcript has 8 exons.